AUGGAUAAAUGGAUGUCUAAUUUACCCGAAGACCUCGCUAAAGUUCCUCUCUCGCUACUAGCGAUUCCUGGUUCCCACAAUUCCUGUUCAUACUGCAUUAAUGGAGAAUCUGAGUUGUCUCAAGAUAACGAAGCAUUCCUGGCUUUAAUGCUUCUUGGAAAAUUUGGCAAAUCGCUCUCCGCUCGAUGGGGUCGAACUCAGAGCGUCGGUUUAUCUGAACAACUGGCUGCGGGAAUUCGCUACUUCGACCUGCGUGUUAUUCGACGUGACAUUGACGACCUUUGCUACUUUGUUCAUGGCCAGUUUGCAAAAGAAGUGUCAGAAGAAUUGGUAAGCAUCCGCUCCUUCCUCCAAGAACAUCCAAAAGAGGUCGUCUUAUUGGAUUUCAAUCAUCUCUACUCAUUUUUUACGCCUGAUUCUGCAUCGUUUCUUGAAAAAACUAUUGUGGGGGUGAGUAACCAUCGCGUUGAGGUAUAUGCUGGGCUAAUGACGUUUUACGUCCUGUCAUUCAUGCAGGUGUUUGGCUCGAUGCUGUUUCCGCGGUCAGAAUGCAUUCCAUCCCUUAAUGAUUUGUGGGAUGGUGCUUUUCAAGUGAUCUGCUUUCUACAUGCACAAACAGAAUCACCGGUCAUGUGGACGUGUGAGAAGAUCUCCUCCCCUUGGCCAAAUACAGUGGAUGUGGACAACCUCAUCUUAUUUCUCAAUUUGCAUCCGCCGUGGGUUUUUGUGACAUUCGAAAAUUUGAGUUCGUAUAAUGUUACAAAAUGGAGUGGUGCAAUUGGGCAACGAAUCGGUUCAUGGUAG
Messenger RNA from Hydatigera taeniaeformis, 804 nucleotides. Lineage: Eukaryota; Metazoa; Platyhelminthes; Cestoda; Cyclophyllidea; Taeniidae. The record is from the annotation of a GenBank genome assembly.